This is a messenger RNA of Tarenaya hassleriana, 3107 nucleotides long. RefSeq names its product probable LRR receptor-like serine/threonine-protein kinase At1g06840. The transcript is spliced from 21 exons. The record is from RefSeq and is a predicted model, not a curated record. NCBI's taxonomy places the organism in Eukaryota, Viridiplantae, Streptophyta, Magnoliopsida, Brassicales, Cleomaceae. The coding region runs from base 115 to 3078 and encodes 987 amino acids. Gene Ontology annotation, molecular function: protein binding; protein kinase activity; ATP binding. Gene Ontology annotation, biological process: protein phosphorylation.
UGACCAAAAGGAUAAAAAAAAUCGGACACAACCGAGAGCUGGUCUCCCCCGCCACCAGCCGAGACGGGGAACUGCGGCGGCGGCGGGAUUCAGACAACAAGUCGUUCUUCAUCGAUGAACUUGUCAAAAUUUUCAGAUAAGAACCCAAAAAUGUCGAGCAACAAUGUCGUAUCAUUCGACAGGCUGAGAAUCAAGAUGUUAUCUCCGAGGGCUUCGUCCUCUGGUUUUCAUCUUGUCGCUCUGCUCUUCUGCUGCUUCUUAUUCCUCGCUCCGAUCUCUGCUCAAGACGUCAUCACUGACCCUGUUGAAGCGAGGGCGUUGCGAGGGAUAAGAAGUAGUUUGAGCGAUCCUUUCCAGAAAUUGAGGAACUGGGGACGCGGGGACCCGUGCACGUCCAAUUGGACAGGCGUUCUCUGUUUCAAUUCUACUAUGGAUGAUGGUUACCUUCAUGUCCGAGAAUUGCAACUACUCAACAUGAAUCUCUCAGGGAACUUGUCCCCGGAGCUUGGUCGGCUGUCUCGCUUAAGAAUCUUGGAUUUCAUGUGGAACAUGCUAACCGGAAAUAUACCUAAGGAAAUCGGAAAUCUCACCUCCUUGGAACUCUUGCUCUUGAAUGGUAACCAAUUAACAGGGUCUCUGCCCGAUGAGCUCGGCUAUCUCCCACAGCUGGACAGAAUCCAGAUCGAUGAAAACCGUAUAUCAGGACCGAUACCCAGUUCUUUUGGAAAUUUAAACAAGACUAAGCAUUUUCACAUGAAUAACAAUUCGCUCAGUGGGCAAAUACCGCCAGAGCUUGGCAGGUUGCCAUCACUUGUUCACCUCCUUCUUGACAACAAUAAUUUAUCAGGCUAUCUUCCUCCCCAGUUAUCCGAAAUGCCAAAUUUGCUCAUCGUACAACUUGAUAACAACCACUUUGAUGGGGCUACCAUUCCACCUUCUUACGGAAACAUGUCUAAACUUCUGAAGCUAAGCCUUAGAAACUGCAGCUUGCAAGGACCAAUGCCUGAUCUAAGCAGGAUCCCACACCUUGGUUAUUUGGAUCUUAGCCAGAAUCAGUUAAAUGGAUCCAUACCUACAGGGAAACUUUCCGACAACAUCACAACAAUCAAUCUGUCCAACAACAGUCUAACUGGAAUGAUCCCAGUAAAUUUUUCAGGUCUUCCACGCCUUCAAAGAUUGUCACUUGCAGAUAAUGCCUUGAAUGGUUCCAUUCCCUCUGAUAUUUGGCAGGACAGAGUUUUGAACUCAAAUGAGAGCCUUGUUGUGGAUCUGCGGAAUAACGGGUUUUCAAAUAUUUCCGGCAGCUUUAAUCUCCCUCCAAAUGUGACUGUCUGGCUCCAAGGCAAUCCAUUGUGCCCAUCUGCAAAUCUGCUCCAAUUCUGUGGACCUCGACCCGAGGGAGAUGAUACAAUGGCUUCAACAACAAAUCUUACUGGGGCUUGUCCACCUUUUGGAUGCCCACCUCCUUAUGAAUAUUCUCCCGAGCUCCGUGAACUCUGCUUUUGUGCCGCUCCUCUUCUCGUUGGAUACCGGUUGAAAAGUCCCGGUUUCUCGGAUUUUCUUCCUUACGUCGACGAGUUUGAGGAAUACUUGACCUCGGGUCUCAAGUUGAAUCUGUAUCAGCUUCACCUUGAUUCAUUCCAAUGGCAGAAAGGGCCCAGGCUUCGGAUGUACCUCAAGCUCUUUCCCGUAGUUCCUGCUACCACCAACGGCUCUCGGGAAUUCAAUGCUAGCGAGGUUCGGAGAAUCAGGUCGAUGUUCACGGGAUGGAAUAUCCCGGACAGGGACUUGUUCGGUCCUUACGAGCUUCUCAACUUCACCUUGUCAGAUAUCUACCGAGAUGUGUUUCCAGCUUCAAGAUCCGGCGUAAGUAAGGGCGUGGUGGUGGGAAUAGUUCUCGGCGCGGUUGCAGCCGCUGUCAUUAUAACCGCUGUUAUCUCCCUCGUCAUUAUGAAGAUGCGUAUGAAAGGAUAUAUCGCGGUUUCUAGGAGGAAGAGAUCUUCUCGGGCUCCGAUUAAAGUGGAAGGGGUGAGGAGCUUCACUUACGGGGAGCUGGCUCAGGCUACGGACAGUUUCGACAGUUGCGCUGUUAUCGGGCAAGGAGGUUACGGAAAGGUCUACAAAGGCAUCCUCGGGGAUGGAGCGGUUGUCGCCAUCAAGAGAGCAACAGAGGGAUCAUUGCAAGGGGAGAGGGAGUUUCUUACAGAGAUCCAGCUUUUGUCGAGGCUACAUCAUCGGAACCUUGUCUCUCUGCUCGGAUUCUGCGACGAAGAAGGCGAACAGAUGCUGGUUUACGAGUUCAUGCCAAAUGGUACCCUGCGAGAUAACAUUUCUGGUAGAUCAGGAGAAUCUCUGAGCUUUGCGACGAGGAUGAGGAUAGCUUUAGGUUCGGCAAAGGGAAUUAUGUAUCUGCAUACGGAAGCUGAUCCGCCGAUAUUUCACCGCGAUAUCAAAGCCAGCAACAUAUUGUUAGACUCCAAAUUGGUCGCAAAGGUUGCGGAUUUCGGAUUGUCAAGACUUGCUCCGGUUCCUGACAUGGAAGGCGUUGCUCCGGAUCAUGUUUCCACAGUCGUAAAGGGGACUCCGGGUUAUCUAGACCCAGAAUAUUUCCUGACUCGUAAAUUGACGGACAAAAGCGAUGUGUACAGUCUCGGCGUCGUGUUCUUGGAACUCUUGACUGGAAUGCAUGCAAUCUCACACGGCAAGAACAUCGUUCGAGAGGUCAAGACUGCGUAUCAAUCCGGGACGAUACUGUCGGUGGUGGAUAAGCGAAUGGGGUCCUGCCCGGCCGAGUGCGUGGAGAAGUUUGCGACCUUGGCACUGAGAUGUUGCAGAGUGGAGACGGAGACAAGGCCUUCGAUGGUUGAAGUGGUGAGAGAACUCGAGGGUAUAUGGAAUCUGAUGCCUGAAUCUCAGGUUGUCAGGACUGCAGAUUCCUCCGAGAUGAUGACGUCAUCAUCGUCGAUGACGAUGACGAGUUCGUCGAUCACAUCAGCGACAAAGAAUCCGUAUUUAUCGAUGGAUGUAUCCGGCAGUGAUCUUGUAAGCGGAGUCACUCCCUCCAUAGAACCAAGGUAGAGGGUAAGCCAUAUACUGCAUAGGGAUGU